Messenger RNA from Halichondria panicea, 2136 nucleotides. Its product is annotated as putative surface protein SACOL0050. Bases 155 to 1939 code for a protein of 594 amino acids. The record is from RefSeq and is a predicted model, not a curated record. NCBI's taxonomy places the organism in Eukaryota, Metazoa, Porifera, Demospongiae, Suberitida, Halichondriidae. The transcript is spliced from 7 exons.
CACUUAUUAAAAAGCUAUUGUGUUGUACAUAAUUAUACUCAAGCUAUUGCAUGCUGUAACAACAGCUCUGCUUUAAAUAUAAGUGGAUCACUACCUUUGCUACUCUUUAACAUUAUUACUAGUACUUAUCUGCAAGCUGCAAAAUCAAUACAAGAUGGCCAGUGGCGGUAAACCAGCCAACAAAAGCAAGGGUCUUGGUUUUGACCUGUCUAAACCCAUCAAGCACGGCCCCCUGCUCAAGCAAGGAGCUCUCCGCAGAGCCUUCAAAAACAGGUUCUUUGUGCUCUACCCCGGUUUCCUGGUCUACUAUCAGGACCAGUCCAAGUGGAGGCUGGACAUAACCAGAGGCGAUACUUUACAGAGUCGACAAGGAGCUGUUAAACUAAAUAACUGCUCAGCAGAUGUAGCCAAACAAGCUCCUAAAGGAUGCAAGUAUGGUUUCAUAUUGCACGCCCCGGACCCAAGCAACAGUAGACAGUCAUAUUUGAUCAAUGCCACCUCCAAUGAGGACAGAGAUAUGUGGAUAGAGGCUAUUCGACAAGCCACCCCCCACUCCCCUCGACCAGCCAGGAAGGAGCUUCCUAAAGACACACCCAUCAAGGCAGAACCGGUGGAUCGGCCCAAGUACACACAGAGACAGGAGACAGUGGACGUAGCAGCCAAAGUGGCCUCUGAAGCUGCCAGUCAACCUGAUGUGGAAGAUAGUGUGACUAGCAUCGACCACGAGCUCAGAGAAGAUCCCACAAUGAGUGUUCGUAGAGAUACCUCCACUUCAGCUGCUCUCUCCCUCACUUCGGGUGACAAUGAUACCACAGUGGACAGUGUGAUGGAAGAGGAAGAGCCUGUCAUUAGUAUCGAUAGUGCGUUGGGGCCUGCUGAUGAUGAUAAUGCUAGUGAGGCUGAUGUAUUGGACAAACCUGACCUCAAAGAGUUGGAGGAGUUGGACAGUGAGGGAUCAGUGGACAUGGCAGUAGAGGAGACAGUGUCAGAGUCAACCAACAGUGCUGGCGAUAAGGAGGUUACCACAACCAUUGCUGUAGUGUGUAACACAGAGGCGUCCGAGGCGGGAGGCAAUAAACGAGAAGAGGCCUCCGAGGCAGAAGGCAACAAGCGAGGAGAAGAGGCAGCCGAUUCUAAUGUCUCUGUUAUUCAAAAUGGAUUCAGCACAGAGGAUGAACCCCACUCUAUUGUGGAUGAUGCUACCGCAGAGAUGCUAAGUACAGAGGUCAUAAUACCGGCAGCAGAAGAGAGACACAAUUCAUUCACCAUCAACUCGACAGAUCCCGACGGAGAUAGUGAUACUGACAAUGAUGAUGGGGAUGGUAGUUCUUUGGCUUCCUCAGUGCCUAAUGAUUCCCCCACCAAUAGCGCACCACCCACCCCCUCCACACCUUCCACACCCCACACUCCCUCCACACCCGCUAUCACACUAGAUCGAGCUAUAUCUGAAGAGCACAAGAUAGAGGUCAAGGAGAACGGGAUACACUCAGAGUCUAAUGGCGUGGUUGCUAAUGGUGAUAGCCCUAAACUAUCUCCACCCACCCCCAGAAAGAAUGACACUAGGAGACCGUCAGCAGCAUUCAUUCAGAAGGUGGGCUACCUCUACAAACUGGGUGGACAGAGGAAGAACUGGAAGCUGCGUUACUUUGUACUCAACCCUGGAGUCUUUUUCUACUACAAGAACCCCAAGAGCACCAAACCACUGGCAGAGGUCAAACUGAAGAACUCUAAAGUGUACUUCCCUACAGCUGGUGAGCGUAAGACUUCCUACCAGUUUGCCAUCCACACUGAGAGUCAGUGGAACAAGAGGUCAGAAUGGGUCAUUGCUGCUCAGAGUGACAGGGAAAUGAAGGACUGGAUUGAUGCUUUCAAGGCGGCCGGUCAUAAGUCCACACCCUCUCCCUCGAGCAGUCCUGUCGGCAGUGAUGGAGAGAAUUAGGAGUAACACUCUCGAUAGCAUUUUUUUAAUUUGUUCGUUUGUCUUGUAUAUGUAUACAUUUAAGCGUCUGACAACUUUUUGGCACCAUCAAUUUGUAUAGCACAUGUCUGACUCCACCCACCCUCCUUAUUAGCUCUGCCUAUUAUUUAUGUGCACAGCAAAUGUUUGUCGUUUGUCAAUAAUUAUAAUAAUAUAAA